This is a messenger RNA of Thyridium curvatum, 951 nucleotides long. RefSeq lists its product as uncharacterized. Lineage: Eukaryota; Fungi; Ascomycota; Sordariomycetes; Thyridiales; Thyridiaceae. Gene Ontology annotation, molecular function: D-amino-acid oxidase activity; FAD binding. The record is from RefSeq and is a predicted model, not a curated record. The transcript has 4 exons. Bases 1 to 951 code for a protein of 316 amino acids.
AUGCCUAAAGCGGCACAUCAGGAAGAUAUCGUGAUCGUCGGGGCAGGGUGUAACUUCUCGGCCAUAUCCGGUCGUGACAAAAACGCGCUGCGCUGGGACAAGCUGGGGUAUGCUCAUCUGCUCAAGCUAGCAUCACAGGAAGGUGCCAAGUCCUUUGUUCGACGCACUCCGUCGAUCGAAUACUGGGAUGACGAGGUCCCACACGAGAAGAUCCAGGACAUGGCGGAGUACCUUGAGGAUUUUCGAGUAAUUCCCAAGGAUCAGUUGCCCUCCGGCGUUAAAUUUGGAGUCUCCUUCACAACUCUGACCGUCAAUGCCCCAUGCCAUCUGGAAUACCUUUAUCAGGUACUUUUGCAAUAUGGCGUCCGGUUCUUACGAAAGAAGAUCUCGGCUAUCGGGGAUGCCUUUGCAAACCCCAAGACCAAAGUUGUUUUCAACUGCAUCGGCAACGCCGCAAGACAUCUAACGGGCGUGGAAGACACAGAAUGCUAUCCCACAAGAGGUCAGGUGUUGCUGGCCCGGGCUCCCAAUGUGCGAACCAAUAUGAUGAGACACGGGAGAGACUAUGAGACAUACAUCAUCCCCAGGCCUGAGUCAAACGGAAACGUCAUCCUCGGAGGCUAUAUGCAGAAGGGCAAUGGUGACAGCGCAACCUAUUCACACGAAACGGAGUCUAUCAAGAAGAGAACCCGAGCUCUGAGCCCCGAGUUAUCUGCCAAGAACUUCGAGAUACUGGCAGCCGUAGCUGGCCUACGACCAUCACGGAAUGGUGGCGCCCGUAUCGAGCGCACAACUGUCAAUGUCAACGGAGAGCCUCGUGCUGCGGUCCACAAUUACGGUACGGGGGGCACGGGCUUCCAAGCAGGCUACGGCAUGGCUAUCGAAGCAGUUGCAACGGUAGAUGAUAUCCUUCAAAAGUGGAGCGCGGAACCUAUUACUGCGAAGAUAUAG